Messenger RNA from Staurois parvus, 405 nucleotides. The record is from the annotation of a GenBank genome assembly. Lineage: Eukaryota; Metazoa; Chordata; Amphibia; Anura; Ranidae.
UUUUUUGAGUUUGGGCAAGGACACAGGGGCCCCAUGAUCCCCUAUUGCCCGGGGCCCCAUGAGUUGUCAGUUCACUCCUGGGUUGGAGCCCCCGCCAGGUUUUGUUUGGGCAAGGACACAGGGGCCCCAUGAUCCCCUAUUGCCCAGGGGCCCCAUGAGUUGUCAGUCCGCCCCUGGACAUAUCAAAGUGCAUCAUGAAUACUUCCAUGUAUUUUUUGGAAAUGCAGGCAGUGCAGGGGCGAACUGACCACACCUUAUGAGGUCUGCUAUUACCAGGGGCGGACUGACCAUUUGGAAACUCGGGCACUGCCCGAGGGCCCGAGGUCAGUAGGGGGCCCCAUGAGAUGCCCCUGGUACCUUUUUCAUAGGAUUUUGUGAGUUUGGGCAAGGACACAGGGGCCCCAU